Messenger RNA from Fonsecaea multimorphosa CBS 102226, 360 nucleotides. RefSeq lists its product as uncharacterized. The transcript has a single exon. Lineage: Eukaryota; Fungi; Ascomycota; Eurotiomycetes; Chaetothyriales; Herpotrichiellaceae. Bases 1 to 360 code for a protein of 119 amino acids. The record is from RefSeq and is a predicted model, not a curated record. Gene Ontology annotation, biological process: Mo-molybdopterin cofactor biosynthetic process.
AUGUCUUCCACAACCAGCGCAACCACAGCCACCAGCACAGGGACGGGAAAAGGGACAUUCACGCUCCUCCUCUUCGCCUCCGCGUCCACCUACGCCUCCGGGCUCGAAACCCUCCAUUUACCCGCGCCAACAACCCUCCGCGGGAUCAUGGCGACACUCGAGUCCCGUUUCCCGGGUAUGCGCGACAAGGUCCUCCGCAGCGCGGCCGUGACGGUGAAUCUCGAGUACGUUGACUUCGAUCUCGAGGCGGAGUCUGAGGCGAGCCGGGGAGACGGGCAAGGAGGGGGAGGAGGUGGGUUGGAUAUGGUGAUCAACGAGGGGGAUGAGGUCGGUGUUAUACCGCCUGUGAGUAGUGGGUAG